UGCCACUUAUCAGUGCCAGUCAGUGCUGCCUAUCAGUGCUGCCAAUCAGUGCCACCUAUCAGUGCCACCUAUCAGUGUUAUUAGUGCCGCCUAUCAGUGCCACCUAACAGUGCCAGUCAGUGCUGCUUAUCAGUGCCGCCUAUCAGUGUCACCUAUCAGUACUGCCUAUCAGUGCCGUAUAUGAGUGCUGCCUUUCAGUGCCCUUCAGUGAUGCCUGUCAAUGCCCAUCAGUGCCACCUACCAGUGCCUCCUCAUCAGUGCCCAUCAGUGCCACCUAUCAGUGCAGCCUAUCAGUGCCGAUCACUGCUGCCUCAUUAG
Staurois parvus is the source of this 318-nucleotide messenger RNA. The record is from the annotation of a GenBank genome assembly. Lineage: Eukaryota; Metazoa; Chordata; Amphibia; Anura; Ranidae.